This is a messenger RNA of Coprinopsis cinerea okayama7#130, 405 nucleotides long. RefSeq lists its product as hypothetical. Lineage: Eukaryota; Fungi; Basidiomycota; Agaricomycetes; Agaricales; Psathyrellaceae. The transcript has a single exon. The record is from RefSeq and is a predicted model, not a curated record. Bases 1 to 405 code for a protein of 134 amino acids.
AUGUCUGGAAUCAACAAUCCUUAUGCUCAAGGCGGCUGGGUUAACCCUCAAAACCCAUACUCCAUCAACGAUCCCCGCGGCUCUGGAGCUCCCCCGCCAUCGAUCUACGGCGCGCUCCCGUACUCCCAAUCCCAGGGACCACCGCGAUUCGUCGAGUUCCAGUUCACUGGUCUAAAUCCCGACGUGCUAAACUGCAUAGUCAUGGGCCCCAACGCAAGGCACUGCUACACCAUCGCCACGAGCCCCGCAUCGUCAAAUUCACCUAGUGUUACUGGGAUUCGCAAUGAUAGAGGAGUGGUCGUUGCGAAGAUCGAGUGGUACCAACGGCCGUCGGUCGAAGCGCCAGAGUUCUUGCCGAAGCAAUAUGCUGGGCAGUGGAUGCCUUUGUCGAAUGAUAUGAGGUGA